Aricia agestis (brown argus) is the source of this 5706-nucleotide messenger RNA. Its product is annotated as zinc finger protein 608-like. Gene Ontology annotation, biological process: regulation of transcription by RNA polymerase II. Lineage: Eukaryota; Metazoa; Arthropoda; Insecta; Lepidoptera; Lycaenidae. The transcript has 13 exons. Bases 557 to 3451 code for a protein of 964 amino acids. The record is from RefSeq and is a predicted model, not a curated record. Gene Ontology annotation, cellular component: nucleus.
UGCUCGUUUCAGCGGUCGUCCGCCGUCUCGAAGCGGCGCUGACGUGCAGUACGCUAAACUAGCGUUUCUACCGUGAAAUAACCAGUGCUAUUUGUUUAUACCUACUAUGGAUUCGAUUACACGGGCCCGAGGAUCGACCGUCGAUUGCGAGGUGUGCUCUAUGUGUACGUGUUGAGUUCGAAACGGUUCUGACGGCGAACGGAUGCCCUGUGCCUUUAUUUGCUGAAUGGUGAUUAAACGUAAUUCGCUUCGCUUUUACGGUGGAGAGGUCGGUCGGCGUAUCGAUCGAAUCGAAACAAAGCGAAGGAUUGUUUUGGCGGAAGGAGCCGGCGAAUUUCGAGGUGUACCACGGAUCGCAAGGAGGAUCGUUGGCAUGGUGUAGUGAUAGUGUAACGUGUCGCUCGCGCAGUGCUAGUGUUAACCAAAGUGCAACAAAGUGAUAAAUGGAUUGUGUCUGUUUGGGAUUUUCAUCACCGGUCAUCAAUAGAUCCAGACGGGAACAGGCUACAAUGGUGUGUGCGCGUGCGGUGAGGGGGCGGGGCGCGAGCCGGCGCGCAUGGCGGCGCCAAUGAGGGAGGGCGCGCCGGUCGGCGGACCUCGCCCCGCGCCCCACCACCACCCCGCCAACUUCGAGUACGAUGACAACGAGUGGGACAUCGGCAUCGGCGACCUCAUCAUAGACCUCGAUGCCGACAUAGAGAAGACCGACGAGGCGGGCGGCAUGGCGGCGCGCGCCGAACCCGACGCGCAGCGCACCGCGCUCAAGAUGAAGAUCAAGAGGACCAAGCCCGGCACCAAGAGCUCCGAAGCCAAGCACGAGAUCGUCAAGUCCAACGAAAUGAACGGGGAGCAAAAGCCGGCCGCGGGCGUGCCGCCGGCCGCCGCCAAGCGCGGCUCCGGCGGGCACCGGCGCGACAAGGCGCGCGACAAGCACCACCACCCCCACCCGCCGCACGACGUCAACGGCGGCGCGCGCGUCCCGCCGCCGCCCAACGCGCCCGGCCCGCCGCCAGCGCCCGCGCCCGCGCCCGCGCCGCCGCUGCCACCGCUCGCGCCCGCGCCGCGCCUCGACGCCAAGCCCGCGCCGCCGUCCGCGCCCGCGCCGCCGCCCCCCGCGCCCGCGCCGCCGCCGCCGCCGCCCCCCGCGCUGCCGCCCGCGCAGCCCCCCGCACAGACCAUCAAACCCGACCCCGACGACUCCCGGCAGGACCACAACACACAACCACCUGCUAAGAAACCCAAAACUGAACCUAAGGAAACUGCAGAAGUGUGCGUGGGCACAUCUGUGGGGACGAUCACCGAGCCAGACUGCUUGGGACCCUGUGAGCCGGGUACCUCGGUCACGCUGGAGGGCAUCGUGUGGCACGAAACGGAAGGUGGCGUGCUGGUAGUGAACGUGACAUGGCGAGGGAAGACGUAUGUCGGGACACUGCUGGACUGCACGAGGCACGACUGGGCACCGCCACGGUUUUGCGACUCCCCCACCGAGGAGCUGGACUCACGAACGCCAAAGGGCCGUGCGAAGAGGGGUCGGGGGGCCGCGCCGACCGACAUGACCAACUUCACCGAAACCCGCUCCUCCGUGCACAGCAAGCUGCGGAAUGGAGGCGCCAAGGGCCGCCGCGCGCUCCCCUCCCCAACACCCUUCACUCCCCCUCGACCGGACUCCAAGAGGAAGAGGACGUCGGAGGCCGAGGAACGCCCCCCAACGCCGAAGGCCAAGCGCCCGCCCCCGCCGACCGCCUCCCCGCCCCCAGAUCCAGUCCUCCUCGAGUGCCCCGAGCCGAAUUGCUCCAAGAAAUACAAACACGCAAACGGCCUGAAGUACCACAGGUCGCACGCGCACGGCACUGACGAGGAUGACAAGGACGGCUCCAGUUCCGAGCAGGAGGAACCGCCGGCGGAGCCCGCGUCCCCCGCGUGUCCCCCCUCCGAGCCCGCCACCCCCGCGACUCCCGUGAAGUCCCCCGAGAAAUCGCCGGAGGAAAAGAGCGAGAAGUCUCCCGAGAAGUCUCCGGAAAAACCGGAGGAGGAAGUGCGGGAGUUCGCGGGGACGCCGGAGCCGACGCCGGAGCGCCCGGCCACGCCCCCCGCGCCCGCCACCCCGCCCCCCGAGCAGCCGCCCGCGCAGCAGCCCACGCAGUUCAAGGUGAAGCCUCGUUCAGCGUUGAUGCCGUCAGAGGAACGGAAGUCUACGGAGUCGCCGCCAGCGGAGUCACCGGGCAAGCGCCGCGCGCGGCGCUCCCCCACUCCGGGCGUGCGGUCGCCGGCCUACUCCGACAUAUCCGACGACGCCGCCCCUCCAGAGGGCGCGCCAGAGGACGGCCACCGCCCCUUCCCCGUCUACCACCAGUACUACGGGCAGCCGCCGUACCUGCCGCCCACGCAUCCACCCGCCCAGCCGCCCAACCCCGCAGACAAGGGGAAGGAGGACCUCACGAAGGGCGACCCGAAGGCGGACCUCAAGGAUGGCAAACCAGAGAGCGGGCCGCAGAAAGUCCUGCCGCAACACUUCUACCCGUACAACUACGUUCCGAAUUUUCCCUACAACGUGGAGUCCGGGCCUCCCCCUGGGCCCCCCCUAGAUGACAAGGCCAAGGACUCGGAGCGGGCCAAGACCGUCCCCAGCCCGCUGGACAAGGCCAAGCGGCCCCCCGACGGCAAGGAGGCCAGGCCCAACGACAAUCACCAGAUACUAAAAGAGAGCAUCGAGAUGAAGGCCCAAAUGGGCUCGUACGCGUUCCAAAGGCCGCCGCAUGCGAGAGAAGAUGAAUUGAGAAGAUAUUACAUGAGCCUGGAGGCGCGGCGUAAGGAGGGUGAGAAGGGCCCCGGAGGCCCCGCAACGGUGCCUGGGGGCCCCGGUGUGCCCCCGGGGGGCCCUCGCCCGCCGCCGACACACAAGCCCAAAGACAAGGACGACAAGCCCAAAGAGGAAGUAAAGGUGAAGCAGGAAGGUCAGAAGCCGACCACGGAAACCCAAGGGCCGCCGCCACCUCCCACCUCCCAGUACUAUUUACCGCCCUACAUGCAGCCGCCUCACUACGGAGGCCUGCCCUUCGACCCCGUGUACCGGGCGCCGCUCAGCCCCAUGUUAGUCGGGGGCUUCGGUGGAGGCUGGACGGUACCCCGAUAUCACGCUCCGGAAGACCUAUCGCGGCCCGGGGCUCCCACCAAACUGGAGUUACUUCCCCCCGGCCACGGACAAUAUUCCUACGGCCAGCAUAAAAUCCAUGAGCUGCAGGAGCAUGCGAAGUCGCCGCAGGGCAAGCCCCCGCGUCCGGAGCCCCCGAAGGAGGCCCCUCGGUCUCCGCCUCCGCAGCGCCAUGUUCACACCCACCAUCAUACACACGUCGGCCUUGGCUACCCGCUGUACCCACCGCCUUAUCCUGCGGCGGCGGUUCUCGCGAGUACGCAGGCGGUCGUCAACUCAUUCCCGACGCCGCCAAAAUGAAAGCAGGGGGAUAAAAUAUGAGAAUCUCCCACGUGACGUCAGAGAAUUGACAAAAACGGAUUUGACAACACACCCGAAGUGACAAGUGAAAGAAACUGUGAAAACUGUGUUUUGUGAACUCGUGAACUGUGAAAAACUUUGUGAACAGUGAUGUGUAGACUCGAUGUGAACUAGAACUAGAAGCAGUGUAAAUAUUAGUGUAUCAUAUUACCCCCUAGCGUGUAACAUAGACAUCGAACCUCCGGGCAUUGUACUGAUGUUAGCGGCCCCACAGAUUUUGGAUUCCUAGGACCUUUAUUUAUAAAGCAUUCCACAGCAGAAUCGAUCUAGUUUUAAUCUAGUUUAAGUAGUAGUAAGUAUUGUAAGGCGUCAAUGUGAUCAUAACAUAGGAGUAGCGUGCACAAAGUACCCUGAAACUGAAUCGAUCGAGGAAUACUAUUUAUGUAGGCAGCAACAUGGCAUGUCAGUAUUUAGCUAAACAGAGAAGAACUUUGUAUGAAACUGGUUCUUUGUGGAGAAAUCUGGUUUAAACUAGUUUUAAACUAGUUUUGUUAAAUUUAGUUUAAACUAGUUUUCUGUAUAAUCUGAUCUUAUCCAGUUUUAGUGGUUAAUGUGAAUUAAGCCAACAGAUUUUUUAAGGCAAACAUCUAUUUGGCUAAUAAACUCUGUUUGGGUAUUUACUUGUGCUCGGUGUGGAAUGUUUGAAUCGCUGUGCGUAUGUGUAUGGCUUUUUAAUGUUAAAACAAUCUCAUAGACAGAUACUCUAAAUACAAGGGACUAGCAUUUGUGUACUUAUUGUACUGCACUAUGUGUAAAUCGCAUUUUAUUGUUAACUGAGUUUGCGAUUCCUAUGCAGAUUUAGAGCUCGAUUGCACUCAUUCGAUUUUCAAAUUGAGAUUAGAGUAUUUUAGUUUUUUAUUAACACCGUGAGAUGACAUAAUCUGCUAAUCGAAUGAGUGUAGUUGAAGCUUGACCGAAUAGUCUUCCAGUCGGGUUCGGAAGCGGCUUAUCCUGAUUUGCAUUUCGAUAUUUCCUACGAAUAAAACAAUGUUCUAGUGAUGGCACAUUUUAAUGUAAGACGCAUUACUCCGUUCACACAAGUGCGUUCAACUGCAAAAGCAGAUUUGCACGAGUUCUUGUGGAUGUCCGCUUAUUAUUAUUUGUAUUGCGGAAUAAAAUGCACUUGUGUGGGUAGAGCUGUACGGUUCAAUUUCAAGAGACCGAUCUCUACAGUUAUUAUUGUUGUAUACAAUGAGAAUUGAUAGAGAAGUGGACCGUCGAUAUGAGACCAACUUUUGUCUAUUGCUGGUCUCAUAACUAGAGUCAAAUUCACAUUUUGUUCAAUUCGCAGUUUGGCUUCAGUGUCAGUGCAUGCUAUAAUGAAUUGUGUGAGGAAGACAGUAUGAGUUGACAUUGGAAAUAAACUGCGAAUUGAAUAGAAAUAAGGUCUCAUGAAAGAGACCGCCAUAGUGAGAUGGCACACAAUGUAUAGAUCAUAUUAUUAGAGAUUAUUACUUGAAUAUAUGUAGCAUUUGAUCUUUUAACGACUUAUAGGUAUUGUACGAGUGUACCUGUUCCACAGAUGUAAUGUAGGGGCCUAAAUUUCUUUUGGGAUUUUAUUUUGCCAUUUGUCCGGAUUUUGUCCUUUAUAAGCGAGAAAUCCUGGGAUCAUUUUGUAUGGACGCUUUUGUAACGAUUAGAAAGGUUAUUAUUAUAAUUAUUAUUUCAAGCCAAUUAAAAACUGUUUUGAUCUUGUAAGAUCUAGGAAUAUAUUUUAUAGUGUAACAAAAGCUCUCUUCGAUUUUAUGAUUACUCAACUGGAAAAGAAUAAAAAAAGCAUGUUUUUUACGUAACCUUUUUAAAAGUUACUUGAAAUUUGUCUCGUUACAAAAGUGUUCAUGUGUAUUGUAGCCAUUCUUUGAGUAUGAAUGUCGCGAAACAGCGUCGAGGACGAACAGACUGAUGUUUUAUUUUUAGACUCGGUUAGUCCGCGAUUGAACCGUUUUAAACUUGAUUAACGUUAACCUCGUUUAACAAAGUUUAAACCGGUUUAAGCGUCGAUGAACCUCGAUCAGCCGAUUACGGCGAAGUCUACGCUUCGAUUAUUUUAUAUGAUACCAGUGUUGGUAUACAACAUUCGUUGUAACAUAAUAUUAAAUGUGUAUUUUUUCGAUGUAACUAAAGCCAAGUUUGAUUUUCUUAGAAAAGAAUUCGAGACGUUGAAAAAAAGGAAUAAAAAUAAAUUAUUUCUUAAC